UGGUCUUGCCCAUCACUGGCACCAAUCAGCUUUGUUGAUACGAUUACGUGAAUUAUUUUUGCGAAUUAAAUUCCGUCAAAUACUCAAAAUCAAGCAAAAAUGUUCUCUCCAUCGCGUGCCCUUCGCCCGGCCUUGAGCCGCUGCUACACCCAGAUUAAAGGCGGACCCGUUUCCGGAGGAAGCAGCAGUUCAAAAGCCCCAAAAGCUGGAUCGCAGUCUUCCUCAGGAUCCUCCGGCCGUGCUCCCGUCACGGGACUCACCAGCAACUGCGUGAAGCCCUCCACCGGACCCGUGGGACCUGGUGCCUCAACUACUGGGGACUACAAAGUCCCGGAAUACUACAGUUUCAACCGUUUUAGCUAUGCAGAGGCGGAGGUGGAAAUGGCCAAGUACCGCUGCCCACAGCCAUCGGCACUCAGGAAGUAGACCACUGAUUAUCAACCAAUUGUAGUGAAUGUAAAAUAAACCAAAUGCGAAGCUUGUGAAUAAACAUAAAAUAAAUAUUUUACUUAUUGCAAA
Molecule: messenger RNA, 519 nt
Organism: Drosophila bipectinata
Lineage: Eukaryota; Metazoa; Arthropoda; Insecta; Diptera; Drosophilidae
Gene: NdufV3
Product: NADH:ubiquinone oxidoreductase subunit V3
Cellular component (GO): mitochondrion
Source: RefSeq, a predicted model, not a curated record